AUGCCGCCCAAACAGUGGAUUGACAAGAAGAACGCGAGCACCUUCCAGCUCUUCCACCGGUCUCAAAAUGACCCGUUGAUCCACGAUACUGGUGCGGACGACCGCGUCCUGCACCAAAUUUCUGGUCCCGUUCCCGCUCCGUCUUCAUCGAGAUCCGCGACGAAGCCCUUGCGCAAUCUCCACGAUCUUCAGUCCGAGUUUGGCGACAGUGCUCGCCAGAACGAGGGCGAGGCUGCCAAUUAUGGUGUCUACUACGAUGAUUCCAACUACGAUUAUAUGCAGCAUUUGCGCGAACUGGGACAUGGUAGUGGAGAUACCUACUUUGUUGAAGCCAAGCAGGAGAAGCCCAAGGGCAAAGCCAACAAGGGGUUGAAGCUGGAGGAUGCGUUGCGACAGGUCUCACUGGACGAGAGAGAAGCUGAUGCCCAAAGCGCUUUCGGUGGUAAUAGUCUCUACGGCUCUGAAUACGGCGAUAUGCGAUCUACUGCGUCGUCAUAUGUUCGCCAGCCGACAUACCAGGACCAGCAGAACAUCCCUGAUGCGAUUUCUGGGUUCAAGCCCGACAUGGACCCCCGCCUACGAGAGGCCCUGGAAGCGCUCGAGGAUGAGGCGUUUGUGCAGGAGGGUGAUGAUGAAGAUAUCUUUGGUGAACUGACCGCAAAUGCGGAGGAGAUUGACCAAGGUGAUUGGGAGGAUUCUCUCUUUGACCAUGACGACGAAGACGAAGGAUGGGAGUCGGAUGCCACCGAGAAGGCACCCGUGCAGAGGGAUACCACAGAAUUCAUGGACGAGCACCUUCCAGAAGCCACUGAGGCGAGCACUCUGGAGCCCGGCGAGAUGCCUGAUCACGAUCGGCCAGCUCCCGAUAUUGCCCCAACCGACCAGGGAUGGAUGAACGAGUUCGCCAAGUUCAAGAAAGACGCAAAGGCUGGCAAGGCUGCCGCACCCGCAGCACCCACAAUUGCACCCUCGCAGACGAUGGCAUCGACUGUGUUCACUGCUGGUGGUACACCAAUUCGUCGCAAGAAGCGCAAGGGUGCUUUGACCAACCCCUCCGCAUACUCGAUGACAUCUUCCGCUCUGGCUCGUACUGAAGGACACCGUCUUUUGGACGACCGAUUUGACAAGAUGGAGGCCCUCUACGCUCUCGAUGAGGAAGACGAGUAUGACGACAGCAUGUCGAUGGUCAGUGGAAUGACCGGCGCAACCGGUAUGACAGAUAUGUCGGCCAUAUCCGAAGCUCCCAGCCUGAUCGACGCCAGUGGAAGAGAGAUUCCCAGUCACAGCAGCUUCAACAGCGUGAUGGACGAUUUCCUUUCUAGCUGGGACCCCAACACCAGUGCUCAGGCCAAGCGCAAGGGUGCUAAGAACAAGCGUGGCAAAAACGGUAACGAGGCCAUUGGUAUCAGGAACCUCGACGAGGUGCGCUCUGAACUUGGUCCUGCUCGCUUCAGAAACGGCAAGGUCCCCGGAAGAGUUUAG
This is a messenger RNA of Penicillium nucicola, 1482 nucleotides long. RefSeq names its product ribosome biogenesis protein LTV1. Gene Ontology annotation, biological process: ribosomal small subunit biogenesis; ribosomal small subunit export from nucleus. The coding region runs from base 1 to 1482 and encodes 493 amino acids. NCBI's taxonomy places the organism in Eukaryota, Fungi, Ascomycota, Eurotiomycetes, Eurotiales, Aspergillaceae. The transcript is spliced from 2 exons. The record is from RefSeq and is a predicted model, not a curated record. Gene Ontology annotation, cellular component: cytosol; nucleus; preribosome, small subunit precursor.